AUGACACCAGCUGGGAACCUGUCCCUUGUACUGGUACCUGCUGUCCUCGCAGUCAUCCUCGGCGUCGGCGACCUGUAUUUUGGCUGGAACUUCCUGUCCCCCGGGCAAAGCAGCCACAGAACCCAUGGCAAGGGACCAAAGACGUACCUGUUGUCAGAAGAUCCCUUGGUGGUGUACAUCCAAGACUUCAUCACUCCCCAAGAGGCGUCUCAUCUAGUCCAGCUCGCUGAGCCGCGCUUCAAGCCGUCCGUUCUCUGGACCGACGAGGGCAAAGUCCAUCGCGACGCGGCCUACCGAUCGUCCAUGACGGCCAAGCUGCCCACACAGGACAACAUCAUCCAACAGAUCGAGGACCGCGCGCGUUCGUUCCCUUUCCACAAGGCCGUCGGCGACUUCCAACCCUUGGUCGUGCAGAACUACGGCAUCGCGGGGCAAUAUCGCGACCACUACGACUGGUACGGCGACGCCAGCGCGGUCGGCGGCAACGUCGCCUCGACAUUUUUCGUGUACAUCCACGCCAACUGUACGGGCGGGGGUACAAACUUCCCUCGACUGACGCCGCCGCCGGAGGCAGAGGAGUGGUGGUGCCAGUUCAUCGAUUGUGACCGGCCCCUGGAUGACGGCGUCACCUUCAAGCCCAUCCAGGGAAACGCCGUGUAUUGGAAUAAUCUCCAAGCCGACGGCAGGGGGAAUCCAAAGACCUUGCAUGCGGGGAUGCCGGUGACUUCGGGGAGUAAGAUGGGGUUGAAUAUGUGGACGUGGCAGUCUAUCUGA
Fonsecaea multimorphosa CBS 102226 is the source of this 774-nucleotide messenger RNA. RefSeq lists its product as uncharacterized. The transcript is spliced from 2 exons. Gene Ontology annotation, cellular component: endoplasmic reticulum. Lineage: Eukaryota; Fungi; Ascomycota; Eurotiomycetes; Chaetothyriales; Herpotrichiellaceae. Gene Ontology annotation, molecular function: procollagen-proline 4-dioxygenase activity; L-ascorbic acid binding; iron ion binding. The record is from RefSeq and is a predicted model, not a curated record. Gene Ontology annotation, biological process: peptidyl-proline hydroxylation to 4-hydroxy-L-proline. The coding region runs from base 1 to 774 and encodes 257 amino acids.